CCGCUUCAAGCUUACUUGUUUUUAAAAAUGCUCUUCAAGAUCCAAUCUUGAAAGCAAAGAAGAAAAUUCAAAAUACGCCGGGAGAUAUCUGAAGGGGCGGAUUUAAAGAAAUUUCUUAAAUAAUGGGUACAGGUGGAUGGAGUACGCUGCCUGGCGCCUGAAACCUGGUGCCCUGAAGGUUAAAUAUUAAUGAGCGGCCAGAUUGUGACUAACGCCCGGCAGAGGACGCGAUACCUUGGUUCAGCCUGCAUCUAAAUGAGGUGACUGCUGAAGUACACGAGCACUUUGAACAUGCCUCAUCAUUUCAUCCUACUUCCAUACCCAUCGACCGAAAACGCGAAUCUGACAGCGAUGGAUGUCGCGGAACUAGCCGAAGCAUUCAAGCAGCCCUCCAACCAUGGGCAGCUUAUGCAGCGUGUGCAAGAACUUAUGGGCCAGGGCAUAGACGUCUCCUCUACAUUUGCCGCCGUAGUAUCGUCCGCAUCGACACGCGACAUUACCAUAAAGAAGGCUGCCUACGCAUUUCUAGCCAAGUACGGCCGUACGAACGAGGAACUGUGCUUCUUGAGCAUCAACACCUUGCACCAGGACUGUGCUGAUCUCGACCCGAUGGUGCGAUCUCUCGCUCUGCGCACUCUGUGCUCGCUUGGACAACGAAGCGUAUUGCGGUUUUUACUGCAGCCUCUGAGUAAGGGGUUUCAGGAUAAAAAUGCGCAUGUCAGGAAGACAGCGGUCAUGGCUUGCAUCUCGCUCUUUGAGCUGGAUCCAAUCUUUGUUCUUGAGAGUGAGAUUGUAGACAAGCUCUACGAAAUGCUGCGUGAUCGAGACACUCAAGUGGCUGUGAAUGCGAUUCUGGCGUUGGAGACCAUCCUUGCGGACGAAGGUGGGAUCGUAAUCAACCAGAACAUUAUGGCACAUCUCAUUCGGCGUUAUAAAGACUGGAACCCAAGUCAGUUACAGGUCAUCCUCGGAGUUCUCUGUCGGUAUAAACCACAGACUAACGACGAAAUCUAUGAGAUUAUGAAUAACGUAGAUGAGGGGCUACAGCAUCCAUCGCUUGCGGUCCAAAUGGCUACACUGCGGUUGUUUAUCUGGCUGUGCCAAGAUCUGAACGAAAUCCAAGAAGAUCUUCAAAAGACGAUGGAAGAAACCCUGCUCAAGCACCUGAACUCCUCCAUACCAGAGUUGGUCCAUGCGUCUUUAUGUCAUCUUGCGCUCGUAGUAGAAACUACUGGAAGACUUCAGCAUAACGCCACGCAAGACCUCUCCGCGUUGUUCUGCCGGGCAACCGAUUCAAGCGUGAUUAAGUUUCAAAGGCUGAACCUGUGCACCACAGUCGCCCUAUCAACUGCUAUAUCGGAUUCAGCAUCGACCUUCAUCCUGGAGCACAUGUGCGAAGUCGCUGGGAUGAAGUCCCUGAUGCUGCUGCAAAAACCAUCUCGGGCCAAAUUGGAUAGACACUCGAUUGAGGCGCAUGUGGAAGUGGCAGUUCGGGCUAUCGAGGCAAUCGGAAGUAUCGGAUCCAAUAUGCGUCCUCAUCACAGAGCCCUUGUCUCAGAUUUAGCGUCUCCUUCUGGAAUGGACCUCAACUUGAGUCGACAACUAGGCGAGCAAAGAGAAUCGAAUAUCACAAAGAUCUGUCUUGAGAGAUUGUUCCGUCUAUUAGUCUUGUUCUCGAACAUGGAGCACGUACUGGAGGAAGACAGCGCACGCAAGGAAAAAUAUAAGAAGGUUGGCAUGAUUGACAGUUUGAUGCCUACGAAUAUCGGAGACUUGGAUUUGGAUGACUCUCAGACCGCGCUGCUGUUGUCAACAGUCCUGACAUCUAUCGAACGUAAGCGCAAGAUGCGCAGGAAUGAAAUUUGAGUGUGGGUGCUAAUGGGCAGCUUUCGGUGGUCCUUGUUCUCACAGACUUGCACCUUGUCUUUAAUCGGAACACGUUAGGUUGCUGGCAAAGAGAGUACGAAUCUCGACAGUGUGCGGACGAAAAUCCAUCUACUACAGC
Gamsiella multidivaricata is the source of this 2005-nucleotide messenger RNA. RefSeq names its product armadillo-type protein. NCBI's taxonomy places the organism in Eukaryota, Fungi, Mortierellomycota, Mortierellomycetes, Mortierellales, Mortierellaceae. The record is from RefSeq and is a predicted model, not a curated record. Bases 292 to 1866 code for a protein of 524 amino acids. Gene Ontology annotation, biological process: intracellular protein transport; vesicle-mediated transport. The transcript is spliced from 7 exons. Gene Ontology annotation, cellular component: membrane coat.